Molecule: messenger RNA, 1677 nt
Organism: Candida dubliniensis CD36
Lineage: Eukaryota; Fungi; Ascomycota; Pichiomycetes; Serinales; Debaryomycetaceae
Gene: SGA1
Product: glucan 1,4-alpha-glucosidase
Exons: 1
Coding region: 1-1677 (558 amino acids)
Biological process (GO): polysaccharide metabolic process
Cellular component (GO): fungal-type vacuole
Molecular function (GO): glucan 1,4-alpha-glucosidase activity
Source: RefSeq, a predicted model, not a curated record
AUGAGAUCAUUGUCAUUGUCAUUUAAUUUAUUUAUUAUCUUUAUCAUUAAUCUAGGUUAUGUUAAUUCAUUUUUAAUACCAAUAAAAGGACUAAACUUGCUCCCUCUACAGCAGCAAAAGCAUCAACAAUCAAUAUUCUCAAAUAAUUUUAAAUCAACACCGCUGCCAACUUCAUUUGAUGAUUGGUUAGUUUUCCAAAAACAGGUUUGUUUAAAUUCAAUACUUAAUAAUAUUGGUGGAGAUUUCACUAUUGAUAACAAAGAUUUAUUACCUGGGGUGGUUAUAGCAUCACCAUCAACUUCAAAUCCUGAUUAUUAUUAUCAAUGGACAAGAGAUUCUGCUAUUAUAAUUAAUAUUUUGAUUGAUCAUGUAUCACAAACUCCUUUAUAUUUCAAAAAAAAUUCAACUUCAAGUUUAAUUCGUAUUAUUGAAUCAUACAUUUUUAAUAACCAAGUUUUACAACAAUUACCCAAUUUAUCUGGUGAUGUUGAUAAUUUACAAAAUUUGGGUGAGCCGAAAUUUCAUGUCAAUUUGACGGCAUUUAAUGAAUCUUGGGGUCGUCCUCAACGAGAUGGACCAGGAUUAAGAUCAAUUACCAUAAUGAAUUAUUUAAGUUUAUUAAAUAAUACUGAACAAAUUACAACAUUUUCUAAUUUGACAAUAAAUGAUACCCAGAAAAUAUAUCAUGACAUUAUAAAACCUGAUUUGCAAUAUUCAAUUGAAUAUUGGCAAUUUGAAGGAUUUGAUUUAUGGGAAGAAAUUAAGGGGAUACAUUUUUUCACUAGUUUAAUACAAUUGAAAAGUUUAACUAUGGGAUUGAAAUUUGCUGAGUUUUAUAAUGAUUCAUUCGAAUUUAGACUUGAUUUAAUGAAUCUGAUUAAAUUAUUAACUAAAUAUAUUGAAUUAGAAGCGGGAUUCAUCAAUGGUGCAGACAGUGAUGACGAUGAAAGUGAACAACAAUUGCUUUCAAAAUCAUAUAUAAUUUCAUCCCCAAAAUUUUUCUAUACUAAAUCAAGAAGUGGAUUAGAUAUUGCCACCAUUCUUGCCGUAUUAUAUACCCACAAUAAUAAUGAUGAGGUUGACGAUUUCCCAUUUGAUGUGGAUAAUGGAUUGGUAUUAACAACAUUAAGAUAUCUUAUUCAAGAUAUGACAUUUAGAUAUCCAAUAAAUUUUCAAGAUAAUUUUCAAGGAGUAGCAUUAGGUCGAUAUCCGGAAGAUAUUUAUGAUGGACAUGGUAAAUCGGAAGGAAAUCCUUGGUUUAUCAGUACAGCAACUGCAAGUGAAUUGAUUUAUCGAUUAAUUUAUAAAUUGAAAUUGAAUAAUCAGGAUAUUAUAAUUGAUCAACAUAAUAUUGAGUUUUAUGAACAGUUUAUCCAGAGUAUAACCGCAAUUAGUUCCAACAAUAAACAAAAUUUGAAAGACCAUACUAUUAGUGGACAUCCAAUUAUGAUAAUCAAUAAAGACGAUCAAUUAUAUGAUGAAUUGAUCAAUAAAUUAUUUCAUUAUGCUGAUGGGUUUUUAAAAGUUGUUCAAAAACAUAUUGAUAAUAAUGGUGAUAUGAAUGAACAAUUUAAUAAAUAUAUUGGGUUUAUGCAAGGAGCAAAAAAAUUGACUUGGAGUUAUGGAGCUGUAUUUACAGCAAUUAAUUGGCGUAAUAAAACUUUAUCAAUUUUAUGA